This is a messenger RNA of Prorocentrum cordatum, 2134 nucleotides long. The record is from the annotation of a GenBank genome assembly. Lineage: Eukaryota; Dinophyceae; Prorocentrales; Prorocentraceae.
AAAGCUCCGUAGUAGGCCUACAGGACUGCGGUCGGUCCCUGCACAAUCUCUAAAGACAACCCAAGACAGCCCCAAAACGUUCCGUAGCCAUUUUGGCUCAAGAUGCUGGCCCACGCCCGAGUGCGGUAUCGCCCAAGCACUUCCAGUGCCGAAUUAGUUUCGAGCCCCAGUUUCAAGCCCCAGCCCAGUAUCGCCUGGGGCAUGGCAAAGUUGUGUCCGCUCAUGGACGGUGCGAUCGAGAUGUUCAAUGUCUGCUGGGAGUCAGGCAUCUGGCCGUGGCCGCUGGGAGACAUGGAGGAAAGUUGUGAGAUGCAUGCGCCAAAAGUGACGAGGGGGCUGAUCUACUUGGACCAGUGCUUCCGUGGCAUCAGCGAGGUGGUUUUCAUGAACAACCCUGUGUCUGGCUUGGUGAUCAUGGUUGCCCUGAUGAUCUUCGACACGCGCGUUUCCCUCCAUGGUCUUCUCGGCGUACUCGUGAGCACGGGCACUGCGAAGGUGCUGCGCGCUAAGUGCUACAAGGGCUACGAUGGUGUAGACAGCGGGCUGUUCGGCUUCAACGGCUUCCUUGUCGGCCUCGGCGUCGCGACUUUCAUCGCCGAUGACAAACUCGAGUCCAAUGUCGAGCAGGCCAUCAUGGUCACGAUAUUCUCAAUCCUUUGUUGCAUCGUUCAGACGGCUGUCGCUGGCUGGCUCACGCCUAUGCCAUAUCUCACGCUACCGUUCAACAUAUGCGUCAUGCGGCUCCUCGGAGUCGCCCAUUCGUACACGCGGUUCAGCUCUGCAUUGGUGCCUGGAUUGAUGGAUGCCACGGGCGGCCAGAUGACCCCACAGGACUAUUGCAUCCGAGAGCUCUCAGGCGACUCGUGCGACACAGCGCUGGACUACGUCACGGGCUUCCUAGUCGCAACCCUGCACGGAGUGGGCCAGAUCUACCUCGCCCAGAGCACCCUGAGCGGAGCGAUGAUCCUCGUCGCGAUGAGCCUCUGCUCGCCCGCGUGCGCCCUGCUCACGGCGCUGGGCUCGGCGACCGGCUGCGCCACCGCGCUGCUCGUUGGGGGGAACCCCGUCGGCGUGCACGCCGAGCUGUGGGGCUUCAACCCGGCCCUGACCUGCUGUGCCAUCGGGGGAGGGGUCUUCGGAAGCCGAGGACCUCUUCAGUGGUGCGCUGGGGUGUGCGGCGCGGUGGUCACCGUGUUCCUGCAGCACUCCAUGGCAGAGCUCCUGGCUCAGGGAGGCUUCGUGCCCUUCACGGCUCCCUUCUGCCUCGGGUCGCUCUUCCUCCUCGCCGCCGACUUCGUGCCGCCGCACCCCUCCGACGUCGACGAGCUCACGCGCCAGUCGUCGCUCACGGUCAGAGUCGUCGAUGGCUUCAUACCCCGCGGUGGGCGGUGACGAACAGCUCUCUGGUCUCCGAAGACGGCGGCGGGGGGCGCACUGACCCUUGACGCCUCUGGCCUCUGAUCCCGCGGCGGGCGGUGACGAACACCUGGGCAUCCAGGCGCCCGAGCAACGCGGGGCGAAGAAGAUGGGUAUUGGGUGGGGGGGACGCAGACACAACCCCUGGGUGGUUGGGGCGAAAACGUGCUCGGCAGCAGCGCCACGUCGGUCCGCGCAUGCCGCUCCGAUGCGUGCCUUUUCGUGGGUGUGGUCCCGGAGGGGCUGCACGCGCACUCGUGCUGCCGCUCCUGGCGGAGAGGGGCAGACACACGCGUGCCCUUGCGCAGCGCGACGGUAAGCCCGUCUGCGUUGCCCUUUUUUCUGUUCAUAUAUCGUUCUCCCGCCGCUGCGAAUCACCCACUCUUCCCUCUGCCCUCCUCUUCUUCCCUAUCGAAUUCCAUGUUUCUCCGGUCGGAAGUGGUCCGCGUGCGCUUUUGCAUGAUCGCUGCCUGGCAUAAGUGCAAGUUCACUGGCAUCACGCCUGCGCACGCAUGAGCACGCUCGGAGCACCCCGACGCCUCGCGGUUCGCGGGGCGGGGCCCCUCUUUGCUGAGAGGAGGAAAAAAAAGGUCCGCGUGCGCUUUUGGCGCAAGUGCAAGUUCGCUGGCACGACUACGCACGCAGGAGCACCCCGACGCCUCGCGGUUCGCGGGGCGGGGCCCAAUGUUCUGCUGAGAGGAGGAAAAAAGACAGCCCC